AGGUUGGCAACAGCCAGUUCAAGCCAGUUGAUAUCCUCGUAUCCUGCGAGACUCACCAAGCUUUGAUAUUUACUGCGUUUACUCCUAAAAAACGAUAAAUUAUGUGCGUUACGUACUCCUGGAGUUGACUGCACUUCUGAAUAAAUUUUCAAAGCUCUAGUCAAUAUCAUGUGCGUUUGAUUUGAAAUUUACGGUCGAUCGAGGAUUAAUUAUUGCUUCUGGGGAUCGUUGGAGUAAUCCGAGUUUGGGGAUUCCGCUUAUCGAGCACCAGAUAAAUCUAUGACAAUGAGCGAUUCAAGUGAUCUGGAUCGCCAGAUUGAGCAGUUGAAGAAGUGUGAGAUUAUAAAAGAGGCGGAGGUCAAGGCACUCUGUGCGAAAGCACGAGAGAUCCUCAUUGAGGAGAGUAAUGUGCAGAGAAUUGACUCACCUGUUACGGUCUGUGGGGACAUUCAUGGACAGUUCUACGAUCUCAAAGAGCUGUUCAAGGUGGGUGGAGAUGUCCCAGAGACGAAUUACCUGUUCAUGGGAGAUUUCGUCGACAGGGGGUUCUACAGUGUCGAGACAUUCUUACUUCUCCUUGCACUGAAGGUGCGUUAUCCAGAUCGAAUCACAUUAAUUCGUGGCAAUCACGAGUCCCGACAAAUCACACAGGUCUACGGAUUCUACGACGAGUGCCUGCGAAAGUACGGGAGUGUAACAGUCUGGCGAUACUGCACUGAAAUCUUCGAUUAUCUGUCGUUAUCAGCGAUCAUCGAUGGAAAAAUAUUCUGUGUCCACGGGGGACUGUCCCCAAGCAUCCAGACACUUGAUCAGAUUCGAACCAUUGACAGAAAGCAAGAGGUGCCUCACGAUGGACCAAUGUGUGACCUCCUGUGGUCAGACCCGGAGGAAACUCAAGGAUGGGGCGUAUCUCCCAGAGGUGCAGGUUACCUAUUCGGCAGUGACGUCGUAGCUCAAUUUAAUUCAGCAAACGACAUCGACAUGAUCUGCAGAGCCCACCAACUAGUGAUGGAAGGCUACAAAUGGCACUUUAACGAGACUGUACUUACCGUCUGGUCAGCCCCCAAUUACUGCUACAGAUGUGGUAACGUAGCAGCUAUUCUAGAAUUAAAUGAACACCUUCAACGAGACUUCACAAUAUUUGAAGCAGCACCACAGGAGAGUCGAGGAAUACCUAGUAAAAAGCCUCAAGCUGAUUACUUUUUGUAAUUAAAUCAUGAAUAAUGUAAUUGUAAUCGACCAAUGAACAUUAAGAGGAUAUAAUAUCCAACCUAUCUCUGCCCCUCCCCAUCUUUACAUUAAAGGUUUUUCAAUAUUUUUUCACUAUAAAUCUCAUUUUUUCUUAUCUGGAUCAAUGAUUUCUGCGAAGACGAUUGACGAGCGUCGAUUUACUCAUUAAUAUACUCCAUUCACUGUCGAAAAUGUAUUUAUGAACAAUUAAUUCUCUGUAAUAAAAAAAUCGCCAUUUGUAGAA
Molecule: messenger RNA, 1474 nt
Organism: Diachasma alloeum
Lineage: Eukaryota; Metazoa; Arthropoda; Insecta; Hymenoptera; Braconidae
Gene: Pp4-19C
Product: serine/threonine-protein phosphatase 4 catalytic subunit
Exons: 5
Coding region: 280-1209 (309 amino acids)
Biological process (GO): double-strand break repair via homologous recombination; peptidyl-serine dephosphorylation
Cellular component (GO): cytoplasm; nucleus
Molecular function (GO): protein serine/threonine phosphatase activity
Source: RefSeq, a predicted model, not a curated record